Sceloporus undulatus (fence lizard) is the source of this 1716-nucleotide messenger RNA. RefSeq names its product cytosolic iron-sulfur assembly component 1 (gene CIAO1). Lineage: Eukaryota; Metazoa; Chordata; Lepidosauria; Squamata; Phrynosomatidae. Gene Ontology annotation, cellular component: cytosolic [4Fe-4S] assembly targeting complex. The transcript is spliced from 8 exons. Gene Ontology annotation, molecular function: protein binding. The record is from RefSeq and is a predicted model, not a curated record. Gene Ontology annotation, biological process: iron-sulfur cluster assembly. Bases 150 to 1169 code for a protein of 339 amino acids.
GGGAGGGUUUGUUCCUGUCGCUUGGAUUGAGGCGGUUCUGGAGCCAUUUCCAGCCCCUGACGAAAGGCCCGGGCUGCCUAGAUUAUCCCAGGGAGCUGAGGGAGAACUUCUCCCACUCCCAGGUCCAAGUGUCAGCCUUCGGCGCCAUCAUGAAAGACUCCUUGACGCUCUUGUCUCGCAUCCCUGCGCACCCAGACUCCCGCUGUUGGUUCCUGGCCUGGAACCCUACAGGGACCCUCUUGGCUUCCUGCGGAGGGGACCGCAGCAUCCGCAUUUGGGGCAAAGAAGGUGACACCUGGGUAUGCAAAUCUGUGCUGGGCGAGGGGCACCAGAGGACCAUCCGCAAAGUGGCCUGGUCUCCUUGUGGUAACUAUCUUGCGUCGGCCAGCUUUGACGCCACCACCUGCAUUUGGAAGAAGAACCAGGAGGAUUUUGAGUGUGUCGCUACUUUGGAGGGCCAUGAGAACGAGGUGAAGUCUGUGGCCUGGGCUCCUUCCGGCAACCUCCUGGCCACCUGCAGCCGAGACAAGAGCGUCUGGGUUUGGGAAGUGGAUGAAGAGGAUGAGUAUGAGUGCAUGAGCGUCUUGAAUUCCCACACACAGGACGUCAAGCAUGUGGCCUGGCAUCCCAACCAAGAGCUGUUGGCAUCAGCCAGUUACGAUGACACUGUGAAAUUGUACCGGGAGGAAGAGGAUGACUGGGUUUGCUUUGCCACACUGGAAGGGCAUGAGUCCACCGUUUGGAGCCUGGCCUUCGACCAGAGUGGAGACCGACUGGCCUCUUGCAGUGAUGACAAGACGGUCCGCAUUUGGCGCCAGUACAAGCCAGGGAAUGAGCAAGGGGUGGUCUGCUGUGGCACCGAUCCUACCUGGAAAUGCAUUUGCACUCUCUCUGGCUUCCACACGAGGACCAUCUAUGAUGUGUCAUGGUGCCACUUGACGGGGGCUUUAGCCACAGCCUGUGGGGAUGAUGCUAUCCGGGUGUUUGAGGAGGAACCCAACUCUGAUGCCCAGCAGCCCACCUUCAGCCUGACAGUCCACAUGGCCCGGGCGCACUCCCAGGACGUGAACUGCGUGGCUUGGAAUCCCAAGGAGUCUGGCCUGCUGGCUUCCUGUAGCGACGAUGGAGACAUAGCCUUCUGGAAAUACCAGCGCCUAGAGGUUUGCUGAGUUGAUGUCCUGACUGUAUCCCCUUAGGAAAGGGGCUGCCCUCACCUCACCCACAUUCAGGUUUCCAGAACGAACUCAUUCCUGGAAGCUGGUUCUUCCAUAGAGAUUCAUGUUGUUGCCUGGAUUGCAUGUGCUGGUGGCCUAGUGUUCUCUUGCAGCCACUCACUCUGUGGAAGUUACAGUUCCAUUGGAGGGAUGUUCAGGAACGAACAGGCCUUGGCAGCUACAUUCUUGUAAGAUUAGCCCAUGAAAGGUGUAAGGUGAGAGCUACAGUUACAGAAAGAAGCUGGUUUGUGAUAUUUUGUGUGAAACAAUAAUACAGUUCAGCAUAACAGACUUUGUGCUGUUCUAUUUAUUGCUCUCACUCUAUCUCAGAAAGUGCAAAAGGGGCAAUAUAAUUCAAUAUAACAGACCUUACAGUAAAAACAGGUUUUGCUUUUACUAUAAAUAAUUGGUCAUCUUUACAUUUCUUUAAAAUUUACUGGGGGGGGGGGGAUCUCUGUGUCAUACAUGUUUCUUAACGAAAAGAUAAAAAUUUCUCUUCCAA